Messenger RNA from Paramuricea clavata, 7553 nucleotides. The record is from the annotation of a GenBank genome assembly. NCBI's taxonomy places the organism in Eukaryota, Metazoa, Cnidaria, Anthozoa, Malacalcyonacea, Plexauridae.
AUGCAUUCUUGGCGUCUAAGAUCAUGUCUUAAAUGGAUCACAUUUACAUUACUAAUCGCGAUCAUUGCAAGGUGUAAUGCCAAUCAAUGUGUCAAUAGAGUUUAUCAGCCCAUCUACGUAGGUAAGUCAUGCAUGAUUAUUUUGAUUCUUUCCAUAUGCUUUAUUCCGCCUUUUAAAUUAACUGUAAGAAGGCUGUCGUUCAAUGGAAAAAGAACAUUUGCUACGGUACAACGUUGAGAAGUCUUUUAUAGAUGGAGUAUAUCCGUCACGAAAUUUUAAUACAUAACGACUAAUAAAGCUUGCUUGCAUCAGUAUAUGAAAGAUACCGUGAGAAAAUCCUCGAAAGAAUUUCUUUGAUGCAACAUGUACUGCAUGGUGGAUAACUCGUCCCCUCCUCAUAUAUUUCGCCAAUACUUUCGAAGAAAAAAAAACUGAAUAACACAUUUGCCAUAUAAAUAAGUUGUCUCACAGUAGUAAUUCAGUAUAGUUUUCAAACAAAAUUUGAACAUCUAUAUUUUCGUUUGCACGCAGGAGGUCCACCUUUACCUGCAGAGGAAAUCUUGUCACGUCAUGUUGUUGGAGGUUCAAUCCGGGUCACCGCUGUAAAGUGCCUUUUUCUUUGUGAAGAACAUACAAGAUGUGUUGGAUUCAACGUCAGAGCAAGUUUCAAUCACGAAAACUGCCAGCUUACUAACGUCACUAAAAGCAAAAAUAAAACUGGCUCAACGAAAGGAGAAUGGAAGUUGUUUCGUGAUCUGGAAGCGGUUUGUAAAAUACAUGUUCUUGAUUGUUAGAUAUUUAUCGGGUCUUGAAAAAUAUCGGUUUAUGUAUUUACAGGUUAUCGCAAAAGAAAUGCCUCCCAUGCAAUAUACAGUAUAUUCCGACUUUUCGAAAUUAUGGAAAUGAUGCUAAAAUACUUUAAUACUUUAAGUAUAGAAGGGAUUCUUAAAGCAAAUGGCCACAUAUCUAACUUUAAAGUGAUCACUUAUAAAUUGAUUCAUUGAAUUUAUCAUUGUAUAAAAACCCAAAUAAUUUUAGUCUCUCAAGAAGUAUUUAUAUGCCUCACCUUAUGUUGUUGUGUCUCCCAAUAACAAUACCACGGUGAUAUUAUUAACACAUAAGUUACACGAAUUUAUUUCUAAUUUAAAAGUGAAUUAGAGGCAAAUUAAGUUACAAAACACAUUAAGAAUUGACGAGGAAUUAAAAUACAACGCUCUCGUGUUUUAUAUCUGAUAAAGCACUCCUGCUCGUGUUUUAAUUUAAUAGUACAUCAAAUUUAAAUGAGAACUGUUGAAAGUUUGACCGACGUAUAUGUAACGUUAUAUAUUUUAUUUAUCUUGUGUAUAAACUACAUUUAACUUUACUUUAUAACUCAACUAUAUUCAGUCCUUGUUUAACGUUCCUUCGACGUUCCAUGUGCUCACAUACAUGAGUCACGUGAUAUCCUUACAUUGCCCAUACAAUAAGAAAGUUAAUAUUAAUCAACAGUUUGAACACCGUCUGCUGUCAUGAGAUAAAGUUAACUUUAAAGUUGAUGUCUUAUAACAACUACUAAGUUCUUCUUAAGUCCUAACCUAACAUGCUUUACUUAUCUGUUUUAAGUGUGUUGUUCAAAUCUACGAGGUUUCUUUAUUGUUCUACCAUACAUAUCUUGAUCUGUCUCUUGAUACUUCAUUUCAGGGUAACGACUUUGUCUCGACUUGUUGCUCGUUGUGCUUGCAUUUUUAUCAUUCCGUCUUCUACUUCCGAGGUAAUUUUACUCAGUUGUUUCCUGUUUCGUCUGUAUUGGACUUUAUCCGGUUUCCACUAUGUACGAACGAGGUGCAAUCUUUUCUUUCACUGUUGCCUUUUCUCCUUGGUCGUAGAUUCUCACCACCUCACUUUGCUUCAGUGGUGGCAAAGGUUUCGCUUCUCUAUCAUGAUAAACCUUCUGGAUUUAUUUUUUCUUCGUUUUCCAUGCAACAACUGCUUUGGAAUCUUUAACAUUGAGCUGGUUUUCUACAACUGGAAGAUCUGUUUUAAGUGUUCUUCCCAUCAGUAACUCAGCUGGUGACUUAUGGUUGUCAAGUGGUGUUGAUCAAUAUGCUAACAGUCCGAGAUAUGGGUCUGUUCCGCUUUCAAUUAAUUUGCUUAUAAUAUUCUUUACUGUCUGGACAGCCUUCUCAACUAACAUUAGAGGACGGGAAAUGAGGACUGCUGGUAACAUGUUUAAAUCCCCAUUUGUUCUUGAAAUCAGCAAACUCUUGACUACUAUAACAUGGUCCAUUAUCAUGCACUAUGAACAAUAUCAGGAAUGCCAUGUCUGGCGAAAGUUACUUUCAUACCUUUAAUCACAGCUUUACUGCUUUGGCUUGAUAGAGGUAUAUCACUUCCGGAUAGCUGGAUAGAGGUAUAUCACUUCCGGAUAGUUGUCUUUCUCAGUAGCGGUCAUGUAUAGCUCGAACGCUUUCUUCCAACGAGUUUCAACGGUUUGGGAGCUGGAAUUUGUUCUGCCAUUUCGGGUUCUUGUAUCUUUGAUUAAAAUCUCUUUUCUGACACCAUGUAACUUUAUAUAUUUUAUUUAUCUUAUGUAUAAACUACAUUUAAUUUUACUUUAUAACUCAACUAUAUUCAGUCCUUGUUCAACGUUCCUUCGACGUUCCAUGUGCUCACAUGCAUGAGUCACGUGAUAUCCUUACAGUAUAUAAUUAUGCUGAUGCGUUGUGUUAUACGUCAUAGGCAUUGCGGUGGUACUUUAUUAUAGGGACCUUUAGGGGGGAGUAUACCUGAUACACCUUCAAAAUAUCGGGAAAUGUUUUUGCUAAAAUCAUCUUUAGGUACUAAAGAAACGUAUACCAAUCAAAACGGGCCUGUUUGAGCUUUCUUUUUUGAAAAUAUAAGCUUAAUUUUGUGAAGGACUUUGGAAUAUUGAAUCUCGUUGCUAUGGAAACGAGAUCAUAUUUCGUCAUUUCGGUUGUCCUUUCUCUCUUGCUUUUAGAUGAUUUGAAAGACAAAUUGAAUAUUUUUGCGGUUUGGUGACAGUGACAAUGCUUCACUUGCUCAAUUACUUUUGAAAUAACAUCAGAGUUGACCAACAAUGUUUGACAUUAGUUUUUAAAUGUCUUUUCUAGAACACAACACAUGGAAAACACUUGUGCAUGGUUCAUAAACUUUGUUAGCCGUUUUCUCAAAAAUGGUAUUUUCGGCAGGGGCCGUUACUUAAAACCCAAUAACUUGAAAACUAUUUCACCAAUCUUGCUGAUUUUUUCAGGGAAGAUUCCCAAGGCAAUACUAAAAGAAAUAAUAGUUGCUUUUUCAAUUGGUUACUACCUUAUAAGUUUAGACAAAUUUUACCACACAGUGGAAUGUUACUUCUAUUCAAGUGGUUCCCAUGGGAACAAGAAACCUAGCUACUCCAAAAGCAUCCAAUAUUAGUUUUUUCUCUAAAGUGUACUAAAUAUAAAGAAAUAAUGAUCAUUAGUCUAUGAUAGGUGGCCUCUGACAAAAUAGAAUUUAAAGAUGGACUGCCGAAAAAUAGACUUUGUCAUGCUUACAAGCACGUUUUCCUAUUAUGAAUUAACUUUUGUAUAUUAUUUUUAUAUUCGUUUUCAGCAUCUAAUUAGCCUGCGCGCAGACUAUAUAAUGACAUAUAUAGUCUGCGAAUCCGUGGCAUGAAGCUUGUAUGGUCACGUGAAUUUCCCAAGAAAAGUUGGGACGAAUUGUGAUUGGUUGAACUAUAAUUAUGCAGAAUUAGUGUUAAUUCAUCGGACAUUGCGUUCACAACGCGCGUUGGCUGUUCAAAAUUGACGGGUUCCAAGGUCAAAUGACUAAAAUGACAAUGUUUAUUACAGUUGUAUUUAUAGAAGUGUGGCGGAUAAACAAAAAAGGACGUUGUUUUCAAAACCGAAAGCCCAUUUCGCCAAACAGAAGAUGUAAUAUUAUAGAUUUCUUCUACAACGGCCUUUCUUGUUUGUCCGCCACACUUCUAUAAAUACAACUGUAAUAAACAUUGUUAUUUGACCCUGGAAACGGUCAAUUUUGAACAGCUCAACGCGCGUUGCGAACGCAAUGUCCGAUGAAUUAACAUUAAUUCUGCAUAAUUAUAGUUCAACCAAUCACAAUUCGUCCCAACUUUUCUUGGGAAAUUCACGUGACCAUACAAGCUUCAUGCCACGGAUUCGAAGACUAUAUAUGUCAUUAUAUAGUCUGCGCGCAGGCUAGCAUCUAAUAAGCUUUGAAAUGAUGUAUAGCAUGUUGCAAUUGCAAUAAUCUAUCAAUAUUAAGAGCCAAUACAAUAACAUGAUGUCGCAAACGUAAAAUUUAAGGUGUACUCCCCCAAACGUAGAGGUAGAAAAAGGACUGGAACGAAAACACCGUUCUCCGCGGGAAAUAGAACAUUUAAGCAACACUGCAACACGAGAACGUUGAGAAUUUUUGACAACAACAAAAAAAAUAACUUGUUCAUACAAAUGUCAUCUUUUAAGGAAUUACAGAAGUUAUUUCUCAUGCCACGACCGAGGUAUUAUUGAUGAUGAACAAUUAUAAUUGUUUUUAUAUUGUUCAUACAUUGUACGACUAAAAAAAAAACAGAUUUUCCAUACGAGUUGUACCCUAAUUUCAACCUUCAUGACAUGACUGAUGAUGAAUGUUUGUCAGAGUUCAGAUUCCGCAAACAGGGCAUACUAGUUCUUGCAGAAAACCUUCAAAUCCCGCAACGUUUGAUAUGCGAACAACGUUCAAUAUGUGACGGUUUGACAGGGCUUUGUAUGUUGCUCAAGCGGAUUUCGUACCCAUGCAGGUAUAGACCAGUCCCUUUAAUCAUUAUAAAGCAUGAUCUAAUCUCUUUCAAAUUCUUACCAAUACCGAAUUGUAUCUGUAUAAGAAUGAUUCAAUGCAUUUUUAAAAACAUCGGGCUAAGCCUAUCUAUACGUAAAACAAAUAUAGGCCUAGCAGCCAAAAAAUCCGAAAUUAUACUCACGUUUUCACAAAAACGUCAAAAGACUCCAUUUGCCGUCGUCGACAAAGGCAUGAGAACGUCAACAUAUUUUGAAGAAAGCGCAAUGGGUUUAAAAUCGUGCAAACUUACUUCCGGUCGUCGUUGUCGUGCGCGAGGUCGUGUUUGCUUAAGGUCCCUACUAGUUAACCAAGGAGCAUAAUUAUAUGUAUUUCGAACUCUUCCUGUCCGCAAGGAAGCGCGUGCAUGCAUAUAUUUAACCUCAUUAAAAUGUGGUUCCAAGAAUCUCAUAGGUCGCUUGGGUCAGAUGAAUAUAAAAUAUAAAGUAAUAGUCAUCCGAUACUCUGAAUGGUAAAUCAACGGGACCUUAUAUAGGUUCAGUUCAAACUGGGGGCCUCUUGACAAAAAUCUUACACAACUGCUGUUGUGAUGUUGAUGCCUCUCUACGCCCAUGACAUGUUUUUAUGACGUUUUAGCCCCCUGCAGGUUCCCUGGUGAAUUUGCUACGAGUUCUCCGCGGGCCGGGAAAAUCGUUAUUUCAAAAAAGUUAUGGCCUUGGGGAAAAACGAGAAAUAAACUAAUUUAAAUUAAUAAUUUGAAAAUAUAAACAAGUAAAUCAUUCUCUUUUAGUAUAUAUAUAUAUAUAUAUAUAUAUAUAUAUAUAUAUAUAUAUAUAUAUAUAUAUAUAUAUAUAUAUAUAUAUAUAUAUAUAUAUAUAUAUAUAUAUAUAUAUAUAUAGACGCAUACGAGCGUGUAUGCGCGCGUAAAUAUGGCCCCUAAUAUCCAUAUAUUUUCAAAUCUCAGACCAAUUGCAAGGGUGUAAUAUGUCACAAUGGAAGCGGAUGUGCCAGCAAUCAUAAGGAAGGAACUUGGCAAUGUCGUUGUUCUGUUAAUUAUGCUGGAAAGCACUGCGAGAAUUAUAGUAAGUGACUUGAAAACUUCUGUAUCGUAAAUCGACUAUUAAACCCCCUCUCAAAUAUAUUCACUUCUCCUUUCAAUAGACUCGGCCUCUAAAAUCUCCUUUUUUAUUAACUGCUUGUCCGUCUCUAUUCAAACUUCUUCUGAUUCAUUACUAAGAAUCAAUUUGAUUGAUAGACUGAUUAAUUAAACUGGGUAUUUACGCGGUUAUAUAUUACCAUUUUCUUUAUCUAAAUCAAUGAAUUUUGCCUCUCUAUUAACGUGCUGAAAUAAAAACUUGCAAAGCGAUUAAUAGAAGAUGAUUUACGGUAAGCUUGAUGAUUUAUAUAUUUCAUUACGGUACUGCAACAGUUAAUUUUUUCUGUCUUUAUUCGCAUUAAACAGUUGAAGAUAUCAACAUUAUUUUCGCCCAUUUAAAAGGGCGACUAAUGGAAAAAAUACAUGUGUGUGUGUGUGUGUAUAUGUGUGCUUGAGUUUCUUUGUUCGUUGUUCCUUCGUUGUUGCCUACUUGCCAUGACACCUUUCUGGACCGGACACGUUUCUAAAAUGGAUAACUUUCUAAACUGUAGUGCAACUUAUUUUUCAGUUUCUUGUUUUUAUGGUUUGUUCCCGAGAUAUUUCAAUAUGUUUGAUAUGUAAAUGAUUGUGAAUAUGUCUGCUAAUUUAUGACGUCACGUUGGUUGCAAUCAUUCAAGAUGAUAAUUUCAAACUUCGCACACUGGUAAAUGUGAUGAUACACUGGAGAAAAACGUGACCUGAUAUCAACAGUUUUUAGAGUUAUUACAUUUAUAACCAGUGUAAGUUGAGUUUGCAACCAACAUGACGUCUUAAAUUAGCGGACAUAUUCACACUCAUUGACAUUUCAAACAAAUUGAAAUAUCUCGGGAACAAACUAUAAAAACAAGAAACUGAAAAGUAAGUUACACUACAACUUAAAGAGUUCUUUCAUUUAAGAAAAUAAGAAAUUUCAUUUCAUAUGCACUUAAAUAUGGACAUAUCUCUAAGAUAGUCCUCUAACACAGAUACUCUUUAAUACGGAGGUCCCUUUAAUGCAGAUACUUUUAAUACGGAGAUAUCUUUAAUGUGGACACUCUCUAAUAGGGAGAUUUCUUUAAUAUGAAUACUCUCUAUUACGGAGAUCUCUUUAAUAUGGUCAAUCUCUAAUAUGGAGAUCUCUUUAAUGUGGACACUCUCUAAUACGGAGAUCUCAUUAAUGAGGACACUUCUAAUUCGGAGAUAUCUUUAUUGUGGAUCGCCUUAAUGUGUACACUUCUAAUAUAUAGAUCUCUUUAAUGUGGGCAUCUCUAAUAGUAACUAGAUCUCUUUAAUGUGGACACUUCUAUUACGGAGAUCGCUUUAAUGUGGCGACUUCUAUACGGAUGCCUCUUUAAUACGAAGUUCUCUUUAACACAAAUGUCGCUCUAAUGCGUAGACCUCACUGAUAUAAGUACAUGCACCAUCAAUACGGACUUCUAAGUUCUAACCGUAUCCGUAUCUAACCGUUUUAAUAUUCCUUUCAGAUCCAUACGGAGGGAUGAUUGAUUCUUCAGGAAUAGUUCACAAUGAACUUUUUCUAGUAAAAGGCAUGUUUAAUCAUCCAACAGCAAAGAAAGUGUGUAACGCAUUUGGUGCCCAUCAACCAUCGUGGGAAGAUAUUGCUCGAAUAGCAAGAGAAGCAGAGUAUGGAUUCUGUAAACCGUAA